AUGCAUUCUAUCAACAUCCAUAAUAAGUCUGGCCACGACCAGACCUUUGAGGUCCACGGAUGGGCCAAUAAUCAGAACAUCACGGUCAAGGCUGGGCAAACCUCUAAGAUUCCGGCUCCAGACGGAAGCUCGGGAGCAAUUAUCGCGCUCCAUGAGGGCCACGAGGGCGAACAAGUCGAAAUUACUAAGAAUGGAUAUGGUGGUAAUGAUUUCUUUGAUGUGAGCAACAUCGUCGGAGCUGGUGGUAACAUCACUGCCAUGCAAGUUGGAGACCAGUCAACUCUUAAAGGAGAUCCCCACUUCAUGCAGGACAUGAACGCAGCCUGGCACAAAGCAUCCCAGGAUACUCGAAACAAGCUCAAGGGCUUUGUCUUUACAAACGGCCAGGGCAAGGUCACUCGGAUUGGUCCUAUCAAGGAUAGCCCUGAGCUCGAGAAACUCGUUCGCACCUUUGCUAACGGCAAAGCCUACGUUGGAGUUGGUGCCUGGAAUGGCAAUCCUGGAAAUCCCGAUGAUAACGCCCAAAGCUCCGCCGGGCAUGGUAACAAAGAUAUCCUAAUCACCUAUAACGACGGAGAUGCAUCUCCAGAUUUGGCUUCACCGAAGCGGGAGAGCCGUGUGGCCGCAUUCGAAGUCCAGCGAGUUCAGGUUGCAGCAGCGCCACCAGCGCCACCAGCCAACGGACCAGGCAUCAUCCUCACCAACAAAUCCAAGCAAGAAUGCACGUAUUUCUUCUACGGCAACUACUGGAACGGCAACGGCACCGCCGGCGCUAAUUUCGAUAAGCCUAUGAAAAACGUCACGCUUGCGGCUGGAGCUAAAUCCCACAUUCCGUUGCCAACGACAUUCAAGGGCCGUGUCCAGCGUGGCACAGAGCUCCCUGCCACUUGGGUCGAAUUCCAGAUCAGCGCAUCCAACGAUGGCGCCGCACACGGCGACAUCUCCCUUGAGCAAGGUUGUGAUGGUGCGGCAACGAUUGCAUCGACUGAUGGCACCAAUCGCAAGAACGGGUUCGCCAAUGAUGUCCUGAAGGAUGCACCUGCGGCAGCCUGCGCCAAGAAGCCAAAUGGCACCAAGGCGAUCGCGACGACCGUCGGAAAUUGGGCGGCCGGGCCGAACCAGGCCGCGAUUGAUUAUUUGAAGAAAGUUGUUGGCCAGAAAAAAGCGUACAUUGUGGGGGGUACUGGAACGGAUGAUGUUGCGAGCAAGAAUAAAUGUCUUGCCGUUGAUAUGUACUGA
This is a messenger RNA of Penicillium subrubescens, 1239 nucleotides long. RefSeq lists its product as uncharacterized. The coding region runs from base 1 to 1239 and encodes 412 amino acids. The transcript is spliced from 3 exons. NCBI's taxonomy places the organism in Eukaryota, Fungi, Ascomycota, Eurotiomycetes, Eurotiales, Aspergillaceae. The record is from RefSeq and is a predicted model, not a curated record.